AUGCUUCUCCCUCCUGCCUCUCGGUCAACGUGCACUCGAGCGGUGCACCGAGUCUACUCUGCAAGUAGGUAUCCAUUGCGCUCCGUGCAUCACAUCUCCAGCACCCGUCACGCCACCAGUUUCUCUGGCCAGCAUACGUUUGAAAGCCUCCGACUUGACCCUAAUGUUCUCAAGGCUUUGAGGCUUGCGUUUCCGUCCAUUGAACGCCCCACACCGACGCAGCAUCAAUUUAUCCAGGCUAUAGUGGAGGGGAAAGAUAUCUUGCUCAAGGAUGACACGGGAACUGGGAAGUCCUUCGCACUCGCGUUAGCCGUGCUCAGCCAGACACUCCGUUUGCGGUUCGAGAGUGCCGUUGGGUCCCUGCUCCUUGUGCCGCACCGGGAUCUCGCCCUGCAGUACCUCCAUUGGAUCGAGCGGAUACACCACCACAUGGCGAGUGCUCCGCCUCUUCCCUCACUCGUCCAAGUGCUGCUACGAGACACCUUCACGGACCCCGAAGAAGUUAUCAUGCACCUCCGAGAUCAAACUCCGCGUAUCCUGAUCGCCACCCCGCAGUCACUGCACGGCAUCUUGGCCCGAGAUCCGAACGCACUCCCGCUGGACAGGCUUAACACCGUGGCCGUGGACGAAGCCGACGACCUCAUUCCGAUCGCCCCGACGUUGAAGGACGCCGGGAAGAUGAAGAAAACGCAACAGAAGAUCAAACGCCAUCCUGGGGUCACACGGCUUCUGCUGAACGGCCUCUACCUCGAGGAAAACGCUCAGAAGGCGGGCUCGCGACAGCCUGUGGAGCGGUCUCUUUCUGACCACGAUCCCAAGGCUGGACACCAUCCUCAGCUUAUAAUGCUGAGCGCGACGCUGCGUACGUCUUUUAGGCGGUUUCUGUCUUCUGAGAGUGGGUGGCUCCGCCGCGACGGCAGGAAGGUGGUAGCAAUUCAAGGCGACCCCUCAUCGAAAGGCUCAAAAGAGUCGAGCACUGGCAAACCUCAGGAUGAAGAGGACUCCGCAAACGCUCUUGGCGGACGCGAUAUCCAACACCAUGUGCUGGUCGUCACUAAAGACGGCGGUGUCCGAAACGUGCGGGCGACUGACCUCGACGCCAGCGUCGAAGAGAUUCAGGCGCGCAAAGCAUUCACCGACAACGGCACGCAGGUUUCUCCAUCGCCGGGACCGCCAAACGCCGUCGUUUCUGCCGCGACACAUGCUUCUGCACUCAAUCCCAUCAGCAUUGAAGCCAUCGCAGAGACGUUCGCGCUCGAGGCGUCGUCCGUGGCUCUGUUGGUGCUGCCAUCUGAUGCGCCGGUCACGCGCGCGGUCGAUGAGCUGCGAGAUCUGGGGGUCAACGCCCACGCGUUGGACGUGGUUCAAGAGGCCAAGGGAAGAUUGCAUCUGAUGCGCCGAGAGCUGGGGACGCGGGUGGACGACCCGACGCUGCUCGUGUCCACGCUAGCUUCGACGCGGGGAAUGGACCUUCCAGAACUGUCGCACGUCUUUCUGCUGGGCAUCCUUGACGCGGGCCGUGUGGACUCUUACAUCCACGUCGCGGGGCGCGUCGGGCGUUUCGGACGGGGCGGGAAGGUGAUCACGGUGCUGGAGGAGCGGCCAAGGGUGCGAGACAAGUCUGGGGAGCUGAAGGAGAUCAAUGGGCCGAAGCGGGUGCUUCACAUGUUGGGCAAGUUGCAGGUCGCGCCGGCGAAACUGAGCCACUUCGAGUAG
This is a messenger RNA of Epithele typhae, 1716 nucleotides long. RefSeq names its product P-loop containing nucleoside triphosphate hydrolase protein. The record is from RefSeq and is a predicted model, not a curated record. Lineage: Eukaryota; Fungi; Basidiomycota; Agaricomycetes; Polyporales; Epitheliaceae. Bases 1 to 1716 code for a protein of 571 amino acids. The transcript is spliced from 3 exons. Gene Ontology annotation, molecular function: RNA binding; RNA helicase activity; ATP binding.